This is a messenger RNA of Orussus abietinus, 5024 nucleotides long. It is a transcript of the gene Upf2, whose product is annotated as regulator of nonsense transcripts 2. Gene Ontology annotation, cellular component: exon-exon junction complex; cytoplasm. NCBI's taxonomy places the organism in Eukaryota, Metazoa, Arthropoda, Insecta, Hymenoptera, Orussidae. The record is from RefSeq and is a predicted model, not a curated record. Gene Ontology annotation, biological process: nuclear-transcribed mRNA catabolic process, nonsense-mediated decay. The transcript has a single exon. Gene Ontology annotation, molecular function: RNA binding; protein binding. Bases 232 to 3675 code for a protein of 1147 amino acids.
UUCUAUGGGUGUCUGGAUUUAUCGCUCGUGUUUUUCAAGUCGAGCUCAUUAGAAGUUUUUUCUAAUAUUUGAAAAAGUGCAGUUGAACUAGUAAUUAAAAGUUUGACUCAAUUCUCUAUUCAGUUUAGCGCAAUGGAUAAACGCGCGGCGAGGUAUUUGGAAUAUAAUGACAUGUCGACAUGAAACUAACCUCAAUUUCUGAAAUUUAGAGAAAUUAAAGAAACUCUCGACAUGUCGGAAACCGCUAAUAAUUCAGAAGAGGGCAAGGAGGAGGCAGUCCAAUUGCCCUCUGAAGAAGAUACGCAAUUUUUACGAGACUACGUAAAAGAGGCGGAACAACGGUUGGCGGCGAAGGAAGAAAUUCGCACGGCCAAUUUGAAUGUUACGCGCCCACCAGACUCGUACUUUAGUAAACUUGAUUCCAGUUUAAAGAGGAACACCACUUUUGUUAAAAAGCUUAAAAACUUCAGUGCCACCCAAUUGGACACGCUUCUUAAAGAUAUGGCAAAUUUAAACUUGACCAAAUAUGUAAGCGAAGUUGCAACAGCCUUAGUCGAUGCCAAACUUAAAAUGAACGAUGUUUCUCCUGCGAUAAAGGCAUGCAGUUUCUUACACCAGACAUACGCCGAUUUCUCAACGCAUUUCUUUGAAAACUGGCAGCGAGUACUGUCUUUGAAAGUUGGAGAAAAGAUUGCAAAUCCUAGUAAAUUACGAGUAGAUCUCAGGUUUUAUGCAGAACUUGUAAAUGCAGGUAUCUUUACACAUAAACAGGGUUUACCACUGCUCGGUUCAGCUCUCACUGUUUUAAUUAACAUGGACAAGGAAGAACAUAACAAUGCAAGUAUUAUCUUGAGUUUUUGUCGCCAUUGUGGAGAAGACUACGCAGGACUAGUUCCUAAAAGGGUCAGAGAAUUGGCAACGAAAUUAAAUGUUGCUGUCCCGAAAAGUAAGUUGCUUUCUCCGGAUAAGCAACACAAUGUUAAAUUACUUUUGAGAGACUAUUAUAAUUCAUUGUGUAAACAUUUACUGAAAGAACACAAGGAGUUACAGGCUUUUGAGAAACAGAAUCGUAAGAUAUUACAAACCAGAGGUGAAUUAAAUUCUGAGAGGAAAGAGAAAUUGGAGGCCUUACAGUUGUCAUAUGAGCGAUUGUUGACUAGUGUUCAAAACUUUUCGGAAACCUUAGAUGAGCUUAUGCCAGAACUUCCUGUAGAUGCCGAAGUAAAGGCAGAAACCGAAGAAUCGUCAAAGAGAAUCAGCGAAGGAGAAGAAAAUAGCAGUUUGGAGGAUAUGUGGGGUGACGAAGAAACUAGAAGAUUUUAUGAAGUGUUACCUGACUUGACCGUCUUCCUUCCUGGUUCUUAUUUGAAAGAAGUUCCAAAACCUGAUCUGCCAAUAACAGAAGAAGCUUUAGAUGAAGAAAUUACAUUCGACGAACUCGAAGACAUAGAAAAGGUUGAUGAACCAGAACCAGAUGUUGAAGAGCCACAUGUUUCCAAUAUAAGUAACAAAAUAUUAUUGGAUGCUUUUCUUACUCAUUUGCCAAAUUGUGUCAAUCGAGAAAUGAUAGACAAUGCUGCCGUCGACUUCCUGAUCAAUCUUAACACAAAACAUAAUAAAAAGAAAUUGAUUAAAGCAUUGUUUGGGGUAUCAAGGAUUCGCUUAGACUUACUGCCAUUUUAUUCACGUCUUGCAGCAAUCUUAUACCCUGUUAUGCCAGAUGUUGCAAAUGAUCUGUGUCUUAUGUUAAAACAUGACUUUAAAUAUCAUGUUCGCAAAAAAGACCAAAUCAAUAUAGAAUCAAAGGUCAAAGUUGUAAGAUACAUUGGUGAACUCGUUAAAUUUAAAUUGUACUCUAAAAUCGAAGCUUUGUACUGCUUAAAAGUACUCCUUCACGAUUUUACACAUCAUCAUAUAGAAAUGGCGUGCAAUUUGUUGGAAACUUGUGGAAGGUUUCUUUUUUGCUCGCCUGACUCACACCGAAGAACUAAAGUGUAUUUGGAGCAAAUGAUGCGAAAGAAAGCAGUAACUGCUCUUGAUUCACGUUAUGUCACAAUAAUUGAAAAUGCAUACUAUUUUGUGAACCCACCGGAAUCAACAGGAGGAAUCACAAGAAAAGAAAGACCACCUAUGCACGAGUUUAUAAGAAAAUUAUUGUAUCAAGAUUUGUCUAAAACAAACACAGAUAAAGUGUUGAAGUGGAUGCGCAAAUUAGACUGGGAGGAUGAAAAUGUUUCCACUUAUGCCAUAAAGUGUUUGACUGCUGCAUACAACGUGAAGUACCUGAAUAUUAGAUGUGUUGGAAGUUUACUCGCAGGUCUUGUUGCUCAUUAUGAAGCCAUAGGACCAUAUGUAGUGGACGGAGUUCUUGAAGAUAUCAGACUAUGCAUGGAAAUCAAUUUGCCCAAAUACAAUCAAAGGAGAAUAGCUAUGGUUAAAUACUUAGGUGAAUUAUAUAACUAUCGCAUGGUAGAAAGUGGUGACAUAUUUAGAACUUUGUACCUCUUGAUUACUUUUGGUGUAAGCAUGGAUUAUUCGGCUCCAUCGUUACUGGAUCCUCCCGAUCAUCUGUUCCGAAUUAGAUUGGUCUGUACACUCUUGGAGACGUGUGGGCAAUACUUCAGUGGUGGAUCCAGCAAAAAGAAAUUAGAUUACUUUCUUAUAUUCUUUCAGAAUUACUAUUGGUUUAAAUACAACGAUCCUAUUUGGACUACCGAAAAUCCUUUCCCUGUUGGAAUCGAUUACAUGUACCGUGACAUAUUAGCGAUGCUGCGACCAAAAAUGCAACUAUUUCAAAGUUAUAAAGAAGCACAGUGUGCAAUCGAUGAGUUAAGAAACACCUUAUAUCCUACUUUAUCAAAUGUUUCUAAAGAAGAAGGCGCGGAACGUAUCGAAGGAGAAUCUGAUAUGGGUACCAUACCAGAGAUGGAUGAAGAGCCUAGUGUGACUCCAGGUAACGGCAGUGGUGAUGCAAAAGGAAUGGCUGAAUUGCACUUUGAAGAAUCUGAGGAUUACUCUGAAGCUCAAUCAGAAGAGGAAUGGACAAUGGAUGGUGAAAGAGAUGACAACGCAGGGACUCAGGAAAAUACUCAGGGAGAUCAGAGUCUCUCGGAAGGUUGCAAUGAAGGUGUAAUAAUGGAUGCUUGUGAAUUAAAUGCUGCUUUGCCAUCUGGUCCCAAACGAGUAAAUUGUCCAGAGGACGAUGACUUCCUUUCUGCACUUGAUAAAAUGGUGUCCGACAACAUUCAAGACAGAAUGAGAGAUUCCGUAAAGUCUCAGCAAGUGGACAUAUCAGUACCGUUACAUGUAAAAAGUACAAAGAAGACUUACGAACAGUUGCAAGAAGGACCCUCUGAUAAUACUACAGUAGAUUUUGUACUCAUGGUAAGAAAAGGUAACAAGCAACAAUACAAGAAUCUGGCUGUACCAGUAUCUUCGGAGUUGGCCAUGAACUUGCGAAACCGCGAACAAGAGCAGAAAGAAGAAAAGGAAAGAGUUAAACGAUUGACGCUGAAUAUUACCGAGAGACAAGAAGAAGAAGAUUAUCAAGAAACAAUAAAUCAAGGUACAAGACUAGUAACUGUCAAUUUGAACAGAGAACGGAGACAGAAAUACAAUCAUCCUAGAGGAGCACCAGAUGCAGAUCUGAUUUUUGGUUCGAAGAAGAUUCGAUAAAGGCACAUAUUUCAAUGACGUACAAGUGUCUGGAGUUCUGUACAUAAGAAGAUUCAUCAGGUCAUCAGAUCAUAUAUAUAUAACGAAGAUAUAUUUUGAAAAACUAUUUAAGUUUACAUUUUUAAUUGUCAUUAUUUGAGUAAAUGUUAAUACCAGUUGUAAUUUUACUGAAAUUUUAACGAAUUAUCGCAGAAACCUUUCCACGUUUUCUUUCAUGUUCAAAUACAUACAUUUGAUAAUAUUGCUGUGAAUUUUUGCUAUAUGACGAUACAUAAAGUGGUUUGCAGUGUAGUAAACUGAACACAAUUUUAAUUAGAGAAUGCAAGUUCGAUAAAUUGUCACACGAAACUUUCAAUAUUUCAUCCAUAGUUGCAGUAUACUAUUAUAUAAUCCUCUGUGAGCUACUUUAACAAAAUAAAUUGGUAGCAGCAGAUUUAUAAAAUGUCACUCGAUCGUUUAUCCUUUCUUAAAAUGUUUUAAUAUUUAUGUAAACUGCCCCGUUUAAUUUGUGUAUUUUUCAUUCAAUAUUUUCUACAUUUUCAUUAAUAUUACUGCUCCUUUUAAAUAUUUCAGUUACUUUGAAGAAAAUAAUCAUGAAUGAAAUGGAAUGUUUUAUUUUGUACCGUUGUUCUUGCAGGAAUAAUGCAUAGCUGUAUAGCUAUUACUGCUUUCUUUUAGCAUAAUAGUACAAUAUCCUGUUAUGUUCUAGACACACUAGUAAAAAUUACUACAUUACGAAUAAAAGUUAUCUUAACAAUGCAACAUAUUAGUUUCAAGUACAUAUAGUAUUUAAAAUACCUUUAAAAGUUACAUUGCAGAUAUUUUUUUAAUAAACAUUUCUAGUUGGCUGCAGAAUAAAUUUGUUAAUCUUUAAACAAAUAUUUUUGUUAAACGAGAUAUUAUGACCACUUAGUUAAUUUGAUUCAUAAAUUUGAUCAAUACUGUAUCUUUAGAAUUCCAUACUGAUGACUGUUUUUGACAGUAUAUUUAACGGUAAUAAUAGGUGUAAGUACACUUACUCUAAUGCUUCAAAAUAUGAUAAGCGAAAAGUUAUUGAACUAAAAGUAGCCUAUUUAACUCAAAAACGCUUAUAAUUGGCUAUAUUUAAUUCAAUUAUGAAAAUAUGGGCCAUGUAAUAUUCGUUUCGAUAAGUGCCCAUAUUUAAACAUGAAGUUGUAAAUCGUUACAGUAACUAGACUGUAUAUAAUAGAAUGUUGCACUUUUAUGCAAGGACUUGCAUUUGGAAUAUAAAUUGUGACAUAAAAACAUGCAUUUCACGUUUGACGCGAAAAUAGGUAAUUUCUUUGUAACAAUACUGAGUACAAAUAAAACACAAAUACUUUAUGAAA